CUGGCAACUUCCGCCAUGAUUGUUUUUAGUUUACAAGAUGGCGGAUCUCGUCUUCACUGCGGUACCCGAUAAACAUUAGCUAAACCUUGUCAUGGAUAGAAAUUAAGAAUAAAUUGUCACAGAUAAGAACAGAGGAAGACAUAAACAAGCAAAAUGCCUACUGCUGAAGUAGCCCAGCAGAUGACCCCAUCAACAUAUGGCAACAUCGGGAAGGUGAAAACAGACCUUCUUCCUACGGGGGUGGCACCCACUGGCAGGGUCAACAAGAAUGGACUGGAAGUUACAGAACAGCUGUUGUGGCAGGGCUGGGAACCUGGGAGGGAGUACACCAAGAAUAUUGUCCUCAAGAAUGUGCAGAUCAAAACACAAAAGCUUAGAUACAAAGUGCCAAGUUCCCGUUUUUUCAGCACUGUGUACCCAAAGCCUAUUGUGCUGAGUGCUGGCACUAGUUUCACACUCCCCAUCACAUUCAGACCGCUGGAGAAAAAACAGUAUGAGGACCAGAUUCAGUUCAGGACAAAGGACGGGGAUUUUGAUAUUCGUAUCAAAGCUAUUCUACCACAGACUGUCAUUCAAAGCCCGGAACGUCUGGACUUUGACAUGUGUGCCUCCAAGGACUUUGUGGACAUGACAUUUGAUGUUGUCAACACUGGAGAUGUAGAAACCAGCAUUCAGUGGGAGGUGAAGGAGCCAUUUGUCAUCGAGCCGACAGAAGCCAACCUCCCUGUCCGAUCCUCCUGUCAGUUCAAGGUCACGUUCAAACCAGAGGGAGCCACGGUCUAUGAAGCUGAAGCCUUAUGCAAGUACGGAGUCGAUGGAACCUUGUCGAUAGUUACAAAACUGAAGGGAAUUGGUAAAUAUCCCCACCUGCUGGUGUCAAGCCCAGGUAAGCCUGCCAGCAACCUCAACAGAGACAACCUGGAGGCUGCAGUUCAUUUUGGGAAGACGCCAGUGGGUUCUGCCAUAACAAAGUGGGUGGAGCUUCACAAUCUGUCUCCAGUGCGGGCUCCAUUCCGUGUAGAACACCCCACUGGUGUCAGCAGGAUUGACACCGUGUUCCACUGUCCACAGAAGAUGGGCAUUGUUCCUCCCAUGGCAUCUGUCAGAAUACCGUUGAUGUUCAGCCCCAACACAGUUGACACAACCAGCAUUGACUACUUCAACAUCGCUGCUGUUGGCAACAUCAGCAAGAGCAUUGUCAAGUGCAUGGGUUCCUCCAAAGGUCCAACAGUACAACUCAGCUGCAACAUCAUCAACUUCAUGGAGGUUGAUGUGGAUCAGACUGGGACUCGCACCGUGGACAUCGUCAACAGUAGUGAUGUGGAGGCAGUGUACCAGUUUAUGAUCGACUGUGAUGAGAGCGUGUUCAAGUUCCAGUACAUGUCGGGUGUCCUCCAACCCAACUCUCAGCAGACCGUCAUCCUCCAGUUCACGCCCAGCCACCCCAUCAACUACUACAGGAGGGUGACCUGCCUCAUCCACAACCAGGGUCCUCUGUUCCUGGACAUCCUCGGCACAUGUCACUCCGAGAUGGUCAAGCCAGCGGUCCUGCUGAAGAAACAUCUUGACCGCUUCAAGAUGCAUGUGGAAAGAGGCUUCUCCAUGUACUCCCCAGAGCAACUGAAUGAGCUGCUGAGAGAAGGCAAGCUGGAGACUGACGAGGAAGGGGCCAUCAGGAUAGCCCAGCGGACCAGAGUGACACUUUUACUGCCUGACAUGACGGAGCCAGUCGAGAUGAAGGAGAAAGAAGCACUGUCACCCAGCAUCCCUCCAACAGACGAGUACUUCAAUGAUGGAUUCCACUGUGACCUUGUAAACUUUGUCCCACAUGUGAGCACAGAUGUCAACUUGGCUGACUUUGGCAACUGUCAGAAUCUGAGAAUCAUUGAAGACAAGACUGUGAAUGUCACCAACCACACCAAGGGCAAGGUCACAGUGCAGUGGAUGGGAGAUGGCAGUCACAUGUUCUCGGUCUACCCCACCGUCAUGGACAUCCCACCCCUCAAGAGCUGCUCCUUCCGAGUGUCAUUCAAGCCGAAUGCCCCGAACCAGCUGUACGGAGCCGAGCUGGAGUGUUUUGUGUUCUACAAGAGUCUGCGUGACUAUCGUCUGGUAGAGGAUGUCACCCACUGCCCGCCAUGGUGUCUGACUGUCAGCUGUACAGGCCACACCUUCAUGCCCAACAACGAGACCUUCCUGCCUCGCUAUGACGUCAACAGCCCCAAGUUGGUGUUCCCUGCAGUCAAUGCCAAGGAGUCGACGUACCGCACACUGUGUGUCCGGAACAAGGGCACCACGCCUAUACUGUUUGAUGUGGAGAAAGACCCCAGCAGCACAUUUGCCAUAAAGCCAGCUAAAGGUCUGUUGAAAGAAGGAGUACAGAUCUUCCUGGUGAAGUGUAAACCGGCUGAAGUGAAGACCUAUCACCAUGCGAUGGUUCUCAGACUCAACGAUAACGACAAGUACAGCAGGGCUCUACAGCUGUGUGGGUCAGCGGAGUCGGCCGAGGUACUGAUGGACUCCGACGGAGUGAUGUUCUUCAAGCCUACAUGUGUGGGGACAGCCUCCAAGAGGACAUACUCAAUCAAGAAUGUCUCCAGAAUACCCCUCAGGUUUGAGUGGAAGUUGAAUAAUGCAGACUCCAAGCUGCUGAAGGUUCAACCCGACUGUGGCAUCAUCCAUCCUAAUGAAUCACAGAGCCAGACAUGGUCGUUCAUCCCCAGGGGUGAGGAGAAGUAUGUGAUGAAGCCGAGCCUCAUCGUGUGGGGGCAGGGCUUCACCAACAACUCAUCUGGGGGCAAGAAGAAACAGUUUAAACUGCGAGCUGUUGGGGAGGGAUCCCUUGGGGAGAUCAUGGCUGAGGAGAAGUACUUUGACUUUAGUGACAUCGUCGUUGGCAGCUCUGCCUCCCACCACAUCACCCUGUACAACAACAGCAGCUGCAGCCUUCACUACCGGCUGCUGCUGGACCAGCAUGUGGAUGGCCCGUAUGCUGACAACAUCAUCAGGAGUGACAAGAUAGGCCUGGACCUGGAGACAAUGGAGGGAGUGCUGCCAGCCAGGUCCAGACAGACAAUACCCCUCACAGUGCGCCCACUCAGGAGGGUCACCUACCAGUACACUGUGUCCUACCAGCUCCUCACACCAGAAGGCACCGUAGCCCACGCAUCAGUGCAGGAGCCGCAGCAUCUGUGUCACAUCCUUGUGACGGGGGUGUUCCCCAUCAUGGCUGUCACCGACGCCCGCUGCUAUGGCAGCGCCAUCGGCAUCAGCAAGAAACAGCUAUGGAACCUCUUCUCUCUUGACAACAUGAACGUCUGCCUGGACUCGGACCCAUCAGCGGAGGAACUCAUGUACAACGUCUCCACCCGACACAGCCAUCGGCGCCGCCCCCCAGUGUACACCCGUGCUAUCCUGGACUUCAACUUCAGUGCAGCUCCCCUGGACAGUGAACCAUGUGUGGUCAACCUGAUGAUUGAAAAUACCGGCACUGUACCCACUGACUGGUCCUUCCUGUUCCCCUCAGACCUGCACCUGGAGUUGGAGUACUGGGCAGAGACUGGGGAGUUUGACGAGGACGAGCUCCACCAGAUGAAGGUGAUGGACAACAAGCUGUUCAGCAUCGAACCCAAGCGGGGCAGGAUGGCGCCGGGAGACACUCAGACAGUGACCUUCACCUACAACCACACCAUGUCUGGAACUGACCGUCUGCCUGUUCUGCUCAAACUUUCCAAGGGCAGGGAAAUCCUGCUGAACUUCAUUGGUGUGACGGUGGAGCCGGAGAGACGUUACAUCCACUUCCCCUCCAACAAGCACUUAUUCACUCCCGUCCCUGUAGGAGAGCAGAACAGCCCCAAACAGGUGUAUGAGCUGUACAAUGGGGGAGCUGUGCCAGUGAGGUACGAGUUUGACCUCACACCGCUGGACCUCAUCCGACAGGAGAACUUUGACCAGCCAAUCUUUGAGUGUCUGAACCCCAUCGGGGAGAUCCUGCCUGGAAGGUCCGUGGCCCUGGAGUGGAGGUUCUCUCCUUUGGAAGCCAAGACAUACAUGAUCGACGUCCCAGUCCACGUCCAUCACGGCGACACAGCCAUCAUCACCUUCACCGGGGUGGGGUUCGACAAGCGGGUGAUGGGAGACACCAUGCCGAUCACAGACCAGCACGAUCUGACCGGCGUACCGAGCGUGCAGAGUGUGGCUAUACCCGGACAGCUCGUGUACCUGUCCCGAGAACGUGUCUCCUUCAACAACAUGCCUCUCUUCAGUCUGGCCCGCCAGAUGGUAUUUGUCAUCAACAGAUCACAGCAGCGGCCAGUGUCCUUUGAAUGGCAUGUCACGUCUCAAGCAGACAGCAAGUGUCUCUCCAUCUCCCCGGUCAGGGGUCAGCUGGAGCCUGGGGGUAUCGGGAUGUGCCGAGUUACCUUCCUUGCUGCUGGGGUGCCAUCAUUCUAUGACCUCGAUCUCGUGUGUGAGGUGACAGAUGAGUAUGAAAUGGGGGAGUACAAGAAGAGUCUAGUUGACUGGGAGGCGGAGAAGGAACGUCAGAAGCAGGAGUUUGUCAUCACAGAGAAUGACCUCAAUGCUGACCUCAGACUGGCUGAUGAUGUGGAGGUGGUGGAACGUCCUUCAUCCCGCCUCCAGUCUCUGGACGACUACCGGUCAACGCCAAGCCCAGAUGGGGAACUGACCAGAUACAGGACACUCCCUCCCAUCAAGCAGAAGUCUUCUGAUGAGGUGAAGGCGGAAGAAAGACGGAGGAAGAGGAAGGAGAAGGAACUGUGGGAGAAGCCAGUGCCACCCCGCCCCUUCCUGCUACACCUGGGUCUGACGGCACGCACACAUGACGUGCGAGAGUUCCAGGAGAACUUCCCCGAUGACUACAGGAAAUACUACAUAGACAGAUCGCUGAGUGAGAAGCUGGGCAAGGCUGUUGAGAGGAAGCAGGAGCAGAUGGCUGCCAUCACAAACACCAUCCACUGUAACCAGGCCGAGGCCAACAUCAUCUCCGGCGUCCUCAGCAAUGUCCUCAGAGGCCUGCUGGACGAUGCAUACUUCCAUGAAGCAGUCUGGAAAGUGGCCAAGGAAGAUAUCCCCUACUUCAGACAAUUUGGUCAGCGGCCAAAGACGGCGCCACCUUCUGCCAAGGAAUCUGAGAGACAAGUGGGGUCCAGGCACAGUUCAGCCAGGGGGACACCUGUCAGGGAGACCAGCAGCCGAGAGGGGGGUAGUCGGGCAUCACUUGUGUCAGUGGAGGAUGGUGCAAGGGGGACUCCUAACAGUGUGGAGAGCAGGAUGUCGUCAAUCAGUCUACACAGCCAGAAGGGGUCCGUGACAGCUGGAAGUGUGCAGUCCUCAGUCCGAUCAGCAGCUCCAUCACAGCAUCCGUCCCGCACCGACUCCAGACGAGCAGUGCAGCUCGAGAAGCAAACACACCAGAAACAGACCAUCAAGAAGACAUCAGAGUUUGGCAACUCCCUGGAAUCGGUGCUGGAGAACACCCUCUUGAACAUCAUGACUGAGGCCUUUUCAGGGGAAUUCAACAUCACAGCUCGUCCUCGCUUCAUCGCUCUUCCUAAACGCCCUUCUUCAGUCGGCAGUCGGACUGGACGACUCUGAACAUCCACAGUGAUGAAUCACUGUCAACCCAGUAGAUUUCAGUAUUUUGUACGAUUGGAGAAACGCGGAACAGUAUUGAUUGAAACUUCUGGAUUGGAAGUUUUCUUGAAUGUGAUGUAUGAACUUGAAACCAAGGGGUGAAAUGCUUUUGAGUUUGUCAGUGUACAUCUUUUGUGUAAUGAUAUUGUAUAGAAACAUUUUGGAAUGGACCCAAACUGUAGUAACAGAAUAUCAUCAAAUUGUGGAAAUGGAUAUUCCUUAAAACUACUUUUGUAUUGUAUGACUUUUAGACAUGAUUGCAUAAUUUUGGAUGUGGUUAAAGUAUAUUUCUGUUACAUUAUAAUUUGUUUCCAGAAUCUUUUCUGUCAAUUUUCUGUUUUUCUAACAUUGAUCUAGGACUGGAUUAGAAAUCAUGAUUUUAGUUCCAUAUUACAUGAUAAUUUCUUUGUUAAAAUAUUUGUAUUGGUGACCUAUAAAAAUAAUUAUUUAAAUCUGAACAACCGAUUGUCUGAGAAUGUAAACGUAUACUGAUCAUGAAAACUGACAUUUUAUUCGAAAUAAGAAGAGUGAACUAUGUGUAACUUUGCUUUACAAAAUGUAUGUGAUAAACAUCAUACCUAUGACUGUAUUCAUGGUGAUAUUGUGUCAGUCAAGUUUUGUUUCCAAUCCCCAGUUGACUUGUACAGCAUUGUGAUAUUGAAGUCUGUGAUACGUCCUCGCUAGUAUUCCUGUACAUAAUAGUAUUCAGUCCUAUUACACCCACGAUCCGUCCAGUUUGUGUGUAGAGUGAGGAAGGAAUAAACAACUACCAUUAA
This is a messenger RNA of Haliotis rufescens (red abalone), 6431 nucleotides long. Its product is annotated as cilia- and flagella-associated protein 65-like. The transcript is spliced from 44 exons. NCBI's taxonomy places the organism in Eukaryota, Metazoa, Mollusca, Gastropoda, Lepetellida, Haliotidae. The record is from RefSeq and is a predicted model, not a curated record. Bases 154 to 5616 code for a protein of 1820 amino acids.